GUGCGGUUUGGCUAGACUCUACAGGCUCUUCAACUUGGACAUUAAGCCAUCUCCCAGCCCCAUAGGAUGACGAAUCGGAGCUGCGGGACAUGUCGCGACCGUCGAAUCCUCUGUGAUCGGGCCCUGCCAACCUGUACGCGAUGCUCUCAAUCAAACCGAAUGUGUCAGGGCUAUGGUCUCCGUUUGUCCUGGCCCAAAGCGAGUAAUACGAAGCGCUCAAUGGUGGGGCAGCCUUCGCAUCCCAGGAGCGCAGUCCGUCAAUCAGCGGAAUUUCGGUUAUUGAACACAUCUACCUGGGAUCUCGAGUUACACAGCAGUCUCUUAGAUGUAAAAUCAUCCAAGACCACCCCGCCGACCCUACAUACACCUAAGCUGUUUAGCUCACGCCAGCUGGAUGUUGCAGACGAAACCUUGUUCCAGUACUUCCAAUGCACCGCAUCCCGUUGCAUGACAACAUUCGGUCACGACCCUACGGAUCUGGGCAACCUCCUUUUGCGCAUGGCGCUGGGAGAUUCUCCUUCAGCUGUUGCAGUGCUACGAGGCAUACUCGCACUGUCAUCACUGCAUCGCGACGGGCUGCAGUCGCAAGCAGGGAGACUCAAGAUUUCUGCUCUUCGAGCUCUCGUAGCGGCCCCCAAAGCCGACAUCAGUACGACCGAAGCAGCUCAGCAUGUUGCCGCCGGAAUGCUCCUGUGUUCAUUCGAUAUCCACCAGCUAGCCUGUACUUCAGGUCAAUGGACCAAAUACGUCAUAGGCGCAAAGAGCAUCAUAAAGACCUCCUUAAGCAAGGAUGAACACUGUAGUGAGUUCAGACCGCUGUUAGACUGGGUACACUACCACGACGUGCUAUCACGUUUCAGCAUGUUACACUGGCAUCGGAAAAACUCAGACAUCGAGAUUUUAUCGAACGACAUCGGUGCAGAGCUCUCUCCACUGCCUUCACCCUAUAGCACCACUCUAUGCCUCCUCUUUGAUGUAUGCAACACAGUCUCCGAAAACCUAACCCAGACCACCCGCACCGAAGGCCGUGAUCAACACAAAGCGGCUUUGAGCCGGCUUGCAAUUAGGAUUCGAAAUAUCGUCCUUCCUGAUACUGCGUCCAAAGCAAGUUCCAGCACGACGACAGAUGUGGAGUUAUUUCAAUCAGCUAUGCUAGUGUACUUGAAUCGAUCAUCCGGAGGCCUACUAGAUCCAGCCGACACUGAAGAACGGAUUGGCAAAGCAUUCUCCACACUUUCCCAGUUACGGUCCUGUGAAAGACAAUUCCCUUUAUUUAUCCUCGGAUGUGAAGCACGAACAGACGAUGAGAGAUGUACAGUCCUGGACCUAAUCACUAGGACCGAAAAAUUGGCAUCAUCCCGGUCGUUUUUCCUAGUGCGCAAGAUGAUAGAGGCCAUCUGGGUGCAGGAUGAUCUUUCAAACAAGGGAAUUGAUUAUGCGACAAAACUGAGUGCAAUCAUCAGCUGUUGCACCAUCCUGCCGAGUUUUGUCUAAGAGAUGUAACAAUCUGACGUCCUUUCCCUUGUGGUCAAUUACUUUGAAAAGGGAUGAUGCUCCAAUUUCGCACAAUCGCUCUUACCAUCCACCAAAGCGGCCGUCCCCUGACUGCCCAUCGGCUAUGUCUGCAACCUGGCUCGAUCAAAAUUAGCCGUCAAUUUUAGAACAGCAGUAUUUUUCCAGUCCUUACGGUUGUAUCCGAUGUGUGUCCUAUGCCGAACAAACACCCAAAGCGAACCGUUUGGACUCCUUAAAGGCUUGUCGCUGAUUAUGGAAUUUAUUCCCACUUGUCGUGCCUGAAUUCCUGCAUACAAUGGAACCUUUCGGAGGGCAUUGACAAUGCACUGUCGCUUUUUAUUUUCCAGCUGAGGUUGCGCU
Messenger RNA from Aspergillus sclerotioniger CBS 115572, 1875 nucleotides. RefSeq names its product Zn(II)2Cys6 transcription factor. Gene Ontology annotation, cellular component: nucleus. The record is from RefSeq and is a predicted model, not a curated record. The transcript has 6 exons. NCBI's taxonomy places the organism in Eukaryota, Fungi, Ascomycota, Eurotiomycetes, Eurotiales, Aspergillaceae. Gene Ontology annotation, molecular function: DNA-binding transcription factor activity, RNA polymerase II-specific; transcription cis-regulatory region binding; zinc ion binding. The coding region runs from base 67 to 1494 and encodes 475 amino acids. Gene Ontology annotation, biological process: positive regulation of transcription by RNA polymerase II.